This is a messenger RNA of Fopius arisanus, 3107 nucleotides long. RefSeq lists its product as uncharacterized. The transcript is spliced from 6 exons. Gene Ontology annotation, biological process: protein ubiquitination. Gene Ontology annotation, cellular component: Cul4-RING E3 ubiquitin ligase complex. Lineage: Eukaryota; Metazoa; Arthropoda; Insecta; Hymenoptera; Braconidae. The record is from RefSeq and is a predicted model, not a curated record. The coding region runs from base 210 to 2915 and encodes 901 amino acids.
CUGAUUGGAUGACAAAUUAUCCAGGGAAUUAUCUCCCAACGCAUCGGACAGAGACAGAUGUCCCCCAAGUCUAGGGUGAACUUUUUUCUCUGAAAAAUCCGAGAAACUCUUUCCCCUGAUGUUCAAUCUACCCCCGACUCAUGGCUGCUCCACGGUCAUAGACUUUCGCGCAAAACACUCCUCCGUAAAUCAUCAAUGGUUAUUUAAAAAUGGCGGACACAACGUCUUCCGAUACUACCUCAGAGUAUCCUGACGACAAUUUAUCCGACACUGAUAUUUCAGCAGAACGUCAGGCACGUUUUGUUGUUGUUGGACAACGAACUGCUAGUGGAAGCAACAGUGGAAGGCAUAUUCUCAAGAAAUUGUUUACCAGAGAGAUCAGGGGAUGCCUGUCGCAGCACAAUUAUUCCCCGGAGGAGAGAUUGUUCACGAAAGUUCCGUCAUGGGGUCAUUUGCCUCUCACUCAUGUCAUUCCGAUGUCAGCACUUCAGGCUGGGCACAUUGUCAUGGGCCUGACCCAGUGCGGUCAAUUCCUCCUGACGUACACCUGCAGCAUGGACCUGAGGGUGUACGGAUCCCUGUACAAAUAUUUACUCCACUGGUGGGCAUUUUCACCGACUCGAUUUGCACGAAAAGUGGCAGAAGUCACUCUCUUCGGGAGCUACACCAUCAGCAAAGAGUUGGACGUGGUUGUUGCCCAGUGGCCUACAGAGAGAAAUAAAAUUGUGAUACAUGGAUUGCACGCUGAUUGGGGCAACUCUCAGACAACGGAUCGAGCCUACCUCACUAUCACCACGUUACCCUCGUUGAGUAAUUGUCGAGAGUGCGCCAAAGUCGCAGCUAGUUACGAAGAAGAAGAACUCGCAGCUAAUUGGGACGGCUGUGUCCGCUGCAAUUGCCUUCUGCAUGGUUUAACAGUGCACACGACGUACGAGGUGAUCUCCCCAUACCCUCGAUUUCGUGCCUCGGUGUGCCUGAAUUACCAGAAUCACGUGGUGGUGAACACAGGAAAUUUCCUGCACGUUCUACGAGUUGAUCUCCUGGUGCCAAAACGAAAGAGUCCCCGUCAUUCCUCGAGUGACAUCGAUAUGCCCCUGGAGACGAGUGACGUUGACGACUUGGAUGACACGAGAAAUGACUGCUAUCCAAGCUCCACCGAUAAACUCUACACCCUGGAGUCAUCAGAGGCAUCACCAGCCUCGUGCACUGAUGAUCUCAAUAAAUCAUGUGAUUGUACAAAUAUUAACGAGUGUGAGUGCGGUAAAAAUAGUACUAAUACUAUUUAUGAACAGAGAACAAUUUCAGUGAGGGAUAAGAUACUCCAGGAUUUCUGUGAUGAUGUUAACCAGGAGUUGAGUAUUGGAAGUGAAUCUAUAACACUCGUUAAACACUCGUCGUGCUCACCGAGAUCAACACCCCAGAGACUUCCAGGUGACAAUCGCCAGAGUCAAGUGCUUAUGCCACCAUCAGACAUUCUACGAACGAGAACUGAAUCUAGUCAGCCAAAUCCUCGUAAACGUCCAGCCUCGCCCCAGCCUGGUACCUCCCACGAUCCCAACACAGUCUCCUCCAUCAGCUCACCCCUCCACAUUCUCUCAAUUUCCCCUGCCCCAUGCUCACCGAGACUCAUGUCACCACCGAUAAUGACAGCAUCAUUUCGCCACCCCAGCCCCAGGAAACGCUCCAGCCUUCACUCACCACCACCUCGUACUCGAGCCACCCACAAGCUCAUUCUCGAGGCUGAAAAGGCUUAUGAGUUCACCGAUGACACCCAGGAGACGUGUGAAAAGCUCAGUUCAUUCAGAAAACGACGACUGGCUGAUAAAAAGUAUGAGUUCAGAGUCGAGGCUGAGGAUACGGAGAAUAUCAUUCCUUUUAAACAUAUUAGGGAUCAGAAUGAGCAGAGGUAUUGCUCGUUACAUCGGUAUACAUCCGGUGAAAGCCCUCCUUAUGGUGGAGGGAAGAGAUCACAGCAAGAGGACAGCGAGACUGAGGACAGUGGCAAUUUGGAGGGGUUCUAUGGAGGAUUCAAGCCUGUCGAGGCUGGAAAAACUGUUCUCCAACCGUUGAGCCUAAAUCAACGAAUGUACAAUAUAAUGUUCUGUCGUGAUCGUUACAUGACGGUUACGCACAAUGAAUCACCCUUGGCACCCAGGGCUUUUAUACCCCAGCCAACAAUUAAAUGCACAACUCAUUUUAAAAGGAGCUACAUUGAGCUUGAUGACGAAAUGAUAUCUGUGAUCACUGACGUGGAGGAUGACGAGACUGGGGGAUACGUCAGCUACCAAUGUGUGCUUCCAAUGCAUGUUCAUGGGUCCGGUUACGUCCAGAUGCAGAUGAUCAGUAAUGGCAAAGCAGAAAGAAUGGCAUUACCUCACGUAUCGAUCAACCAAUUUAGUUUCGAUAUUGAAACAUUCUCGCAUCACAUCGCCGACUGGAUAUGUAGGAAGUUCAAGAAAAAGUACUGGCAUUGCAGUGAUUACGAUAUAGAAAUAAUCGACGUGUGUUCGAUAACAGGGGACGUUAUUUGUUUGCUGAUUAUGAAGAUUCAGGCGAGUGAGUACUGCAAACAGCCUAAUUGCUUGCAGGAGAGGAAGAUGUAUGAGGCAGGCUGCAAGUACAUAUGGAAUAUAGAUACGAAUCAAUAUAAAAUCACUCACAUACUCCCGAUGACUGAGAAAUCGGGGAAAAGUGGGGGAAUGGAAAUGUCUACGACACCGAGUCCGCUGUGGAAUCCAACUCGUUAUCUUGUGCCAUUACUGAGGAAACGGAGUAAUCAGCAUUACGUCAGGCCUGUCAGAUUCUUAGAGCACUCUAUGAGUUUCUCGACUGAUUCCCUAGUGCAAAUACUGGACAUGGAUAACUUGGUAUCUCUCUACAUGACUGCAAUACCCGACGAGGCUGGGCCAGACUGAAAGUACGAUGGAAUUAUCCAACAUUGAAUCAUUGAAGUACAAUAGCUAAAUGAAAAUACAAAUGGAGCGAUCAUCGUAAAUUAUGGAUUCAAUUUAUUUAAGGAAAAAUAAUAUUUAUAAAUUUAAUAAUGAGAUGUGAGAUAACAUUUGUUUAUGCUGAAUGGGCGGAACAAGAAAUUCAUUUCGUCUUCA